This is a messenger RNA of Cyclopterus lumpus (lumpfish), 1188 nucleotides long. It is a transcript of the gene ca14, whose product is annotated as carbonic anhydrase XIV. Gene Ontology annotation, molecular function: zinc ion binding; carbonate dehydratase activity. The record is from RefSeq and is a predicted model, not a curated record. The transcript has 13 exons. The coding region runs from base 1 to 1188 and encodes 395 amino acids. Lineage: Eukaryota; Metazoa; Chordata; Actinopteri; Perciformes; Cyclopteridae. Gene Ontology annotation, cellular component: plasma membrane.
AUGGACUGUUUGGGUCUUUUUAUCCUUCUAAUGGUUCAGUUUUUCCAGUGGACAACUGCCCCUGCUGCUGAGGAAGUUACCUGGACCUACGCUGGCUUGGUGGGUCAGUCCGAGUGGUCGCAGUAUUUCCCUGAGUGUGGUGGCACUUCUCAGUCCCCUGUUGAUGUGGUUACCACCUUGACAAAAUAUGACCCCAGUUUGAUCCCCCUGACCCCACUGGGCUACAGCCAGCACGGCAACAAGCCCUUCACCAUGUACAACAAUGGACACACAGCGGUCAUUGAGCUACCUGACUGGAUGGGAGUAGGGGGGAUGCCCUGGCUCUUUACAGCUGUGCAAAUGCACCUCCACUGGGGCAGUGGCGGCCCGAGUCACGGGGGAAGUGAACACACCAUCAACGGACAGAGCGCAGAUGCAGAGCUCCAUGUGGUGCACUACAACUCUGAGCUCUACCCCAACAUGUCCACAGCAAUGACGCAGAGUGACGGCUUGUCUGUUUUAGGAAUUCUCAUUGAGACAGGGGAGGAGACCAACCCAGCAUUUAACAACAUCCUCAACUACCUGAGCCGCAUCCGACAUGCUGAUCAGAAGGUGUUCAUUCCAGCCUUUGACAUCCAGUCCCUGCUCCCGAAGGAUCUGGGACGCUACUACCGCUACAACGGCUCCCUGACAACGCCGCCAUGCUCCCAGAGUGUGAUCUGGACCCUGUUCAACGAGAGGGUUCACAUCUCAAAGGCCCAGCUGCUGAGGAUGGAGACAAUACUUUACUCCAGUAAAGCCAAAGACCCACGCAGGAUGCUGCUGCAGGACAACUACCGUGCGACGCAGCCGAUGAACCACAGGGUCGCCUUCGCCUCCUUCAGUGCAGAAUCAUGGAAGGAGCUCUCCUCUGGUGAAGUCACAGCUAUAGUAAUAGGAGUGAUGUGUGGCUGCGUAGGUCUGGCAGUGAUCGUUCGCUUCAUCGUGAAGACGAUACGAUUUUUUACACUCCUCCAGCGUGAAUCAGUCGUGGUAAACAGCUCUACCUCUAGCUGGGACGUCCUACCCAGUAACCGGCCUGCUCCCAUGUCAAGGAUGAAGGAGCCAGAGAAAGCUAAAGAGACAAAACAAGACAUGGCUCUGAACCCGACAUCUGAAGCAGAAAAGAAAGAAGAGCCCUCACCAUCUCCUCAGACUGAGCCCAACUGA